Molecule: messenger RNA, 465 nt
Organism: Lasiosphaeria miniovina
Lineage: Eukaryota; Fungi; Ascomycota; Sordariomycetes; Sordariales; Lasiosphaeriaceae
Exons: 1
Coding region: 69-374 (101 amino acids)
Biological process (GO): protein folding in endoplasmic reticulum
Cellular component (GO): EMC complex
Source: RefSeq, a predicted model, not a curated record
AGAAGAAGGACGGUGGAAAGGACGCAAAGGCGGCGACCGCGCAGCGCAAAGCCCCGACGGGCGACGAGAUGGACACGCUGAAGCUCAAGAAGGCGUGGGAGGUGGCCCUCGGACCUAUCAAGGGCUUGCCCAUGACGGCCAUCAUGAUGUACAUGUCGGGCAACUCGCUACAGAUCUUCAGCAUUAUGAUGGUCUUUAUGGCCUUCAAGAACCCCAUCAUGGGUAUCCUGGGCACCAACCAGGCCUUUGAGCGGUUCGAGACGGACAGCAACCGCGCAAAAAUCCUCCAGGUCAAGCUGGCCUACAUCGCCAUGCAGCUAGUGGCGUUGGCCAUGGGGAUAUGGAAGGUGAACUCGAUGGGGCUAUUACCGUGAGUGCAGACCAAGAAGCCAUCGCAGCGCCGUGUUUGGCUCAAUCGACUAACCACCACCGACUUGUACAGGACGACGAGAUCGGACUGGCUGG